This is a messenger RNA of Coffea arabica (coffee), 999 nucleotides long. NCBI's taxonomy places the organism in Eukaryota, Viridiplantae, Streptophyta, Magnoliopsida, Gentianales, Rubiaceae. The record is from RefSeq and is a predicted model, not a curated record.
AUGGAUUGUAGCAAAUUGGCAAAAGAUGGGACCCCUGAAUUAGGAAUGGAGUUCAACAGUGAAGAUGAUGCGUACAAGUUUUACAACAAAUAUGCAUUUAAAAUGGAUUUUAGUGUACGCAAAGACUAUCUAAAUAAAGACAAAGACGGUGUGACCACAUCUAGGAGAUAUAGUUGUUGCAAAGAAGGUGUAAAAUGCAAGUACAAAGGUGAUGUGAUGCCAAAGAGGACACGAACGCCGACAAAAACGGGGUGUGGAGCUAAAAUGGUUAUCGUGUUGCUUAGAGGGACAAUGAAGUACCGUGUGCAUGACCUUGUCUUAGAACAUAACCAUGAGUUGCACAUUGUUCAAUGUUCGCACAUGAUGCCAUCACAAAGAAAAAUAAGUGAGGCUCAAGGAUUCCAAGCUGAAAUAAGCGAGGAUGCUGGGCUUUCAUUGAAACAGAGUCAUGAGCUUAUGGGAAAGGAGGCAGGAAUGUUAAUUGACUACAACUUUUUUGGAGACGUAGUCACAUUCGACACAAGUUACAAAACAAAUAAAGAAUACCGGCCACUUGGAGUGUUUGUGAGUUUUAACCAACAUAGACAAAUUGUGAUAUUCGGUGCUGCCCUUAUGUAUGAUGAGACUAUAGAUUCUUUCAAAUGGGUAUUUGGUACAUUUCUAGAAUCAAUGUGCGGAAAGCGUCCAAGUACCAUACUAACCGAUCAAGAUCACGCCAUGGUAGCCGCUCUUUCAAUUGUCAUGCCUGAAACAUUUCACGGUCUAUGUACGUUUCACAUAAAGUAUAAUUUUAUGAAACAUCUUGGCAAUCACUACAAGAAAAAUAGUGAUCUUCUAUACAUGUUUGGUGCCUGCAUGUAUGAAUUUGAAGAAGUAGAACAAUUCAAUAGGGUGUGGGAGGCGAUGGUGAAGAAACACAAUCUUGAAAAUAAUGAAUGGUUCUCCGGGUUGUAUCGAAUUCGUGAUAAAUGGGCAAGGUGCUUAAUGAAAGAAAGAUAG